This is a messenger RNA of Soboliphyme baturini, 324 nucleotides long. The record is from the annotation of a GenBank genome assembly. Lineage: Eukaryota; Metazoa; Nematoda; Enoplea; Dioctophymatida; Soboliphymatidae.
AAAACUCACAAAGUCAGCGAACCGAGUUCCUUUGUGCAGUUUUCCGUCGAUGGUGACGUACGCAGCAGUUCUGUCAAAGAGAAAACAUCCAAUCCGAUAUAUCAGCAGAAGUUCUCGUUCUUUCUUAGUGACGUCAAAUCACAGUAUUUGAAAGUAGAGGCGAAAGAAAUGAAACGCGAACGCAGUUGUCUCGGACAGGUACUAAUUCCAAUCAAAACACUGUUGCAGGAGAAAGAUUUGGAACUGUUGCGGCACCCCUGGCAGUUGGCCUUAGGUUCCUAUGUCUCGACCAUUACUCUGUCGCUGAAACUAAGGGUUUGCUAA